Molecule: messenger RNA, 1347 nt
Organism: Monosiga brevicollis MX1
Lineage: Eukaryota; Choanoflagellata; Craspedida; Salpingoecidae
Exons: 11
Coding region: 1-1347 (448 amino acids)
Biological process (GO): fatty acid catabolic process
Molecular function (GO): amidase activity; fatty acid amide hydrolase activity
Source: RefSeq, a predicted model, not a curated record
AUGGAGAUGCUGGCCCUGCUGCUGCCGAGUGAUGGCAGCGCUUGGACGAUCACGGUCCAGCCCGUGGGAGUGUACGCCCUUGGUUCCACGGCUGUGGCUUGUGUGGGGCUGAAGUAUUUGAUUGACUGGUACAAACGCUCGCAGCAUCGUGAUGCGGCUGCCAAGCUCGGUCAUCAUGCCAAAACAUUACGUGAACAGCGACUUGAUGAGCUGGAACUGGAUGCGCGCCUGGAAAACAUGAUCGACUUGAGCACUGUCGCUGCCACUCGUGAAGCUCUUAGCAAGUAUGGGCCUGAGGUGGUGUGCCGCCGCGCGCUGCUCAAUUGCCUGCGGGACCCUCACAAUGCCGUCUGUGAGAUUGUGCCAUCCAUCGAGGGCAAGGCCAAGGACAGCCGGGGUGACCUGGCAGGCGUGCCCUUUACCGUCAAGGAAUGUUUGCACAUCGAGGGCCUACACUGCACCUUUGGCGAUGCCAAGCGUACCGAGUCCAUCAUGACCGGCACUUCGCUCGUUGUUCGGGCUCGCUGCGGAUUCCUGCACAUUGCUGUGGCACGGUUGGCUUCAAACCUACGCGUUACCGUUUCUCUCCCGGGCCCCAUGGCUCCAACUGUCGAGGGUUGUGUCACCUGCUUUCGCGCCGUCGUCAAUGAUUGGCCCUGGGCUAUUCGUGAAGAUCCCAGCCUUCUGCCGCUGUCCUUUGAUGAGGCUGCCUACACUAGCACCAACCGUCUGCGCCUCGGCGUUUUGGUAGACAACGACUUUUUCGAUGUGACCCCGGCCUGCCGUCGUGCUGUUGACGAGGCCGUGGCAGCUGCUAAAGCGCUUGGCCAUGAGGUCGUGCCUAUGCCCGGGCACCUUGUGAGCAAGAUUGCCAUUCUUUUCUACGCGCUCGUCUCAGCAGAUGGAGGCCAUCAAACUCUUGAGUUGCUUCGUCAUCAGGUAUCAGAGGCGUGGCAUUUGGCGGCAGAUGCAGACGAAGUUCACGCCGAGUUUAUGGCGUUGUGGCACAGUCUUAACCUCGAUGGUCUCAUCACCCCAGCCUCGGUCAUGCCCCCUCCGAAACAAGGAACCUGCUCAGACUUGACUCCCGGCUGCUGGCCAACCUUCAUUUUCAACCUGCUCGACAUGCCAGCCGGCAUCAUUCCGGCAACGCGUGUGACGGCCGAAGACGAUCGCGCUCUUCGUGAGCGCGAUAUCAUUGACCGAUUUGAUCGCAUCCUUGUGGACUCGUGUGCCGACAGCGAGGGGAGUCCCGUGGGUGUGCAGGUUGUCACCCCACGCUUUCAAGAUGAACUCUGCUUCCGCAUCAUGGGUGAAUUGGAGAGUAAGCUCAAGCCUAAUGCAUAG